GGCAGUGAUCAGAGCCCUUGAGAUGUGAGCUGCCGUAAAACAUGAAGAAGAAGAAAUCGUCAUUAUAAUAUUUGCAGGCGGGAAGCUGUGGCAAUACCACAACUACACAUCAGAGAGUAGUGUCCAGUGUCCAGUGUCCAGUGUCCAGUGCUCUGACAAUGUCCCGCGUUCUGAACGGUAUCGUGGCGGUGUGUCCCGACCUGGGUAUCGGGAUGAAUGGAAACCUGCCCUGGCACCCCGUUAGACUCGGUAACGAAUUCAAACACUUCCGAACGAUGACAGCGACUCCGUCUGUGUCAGGCAAGCAGAAUGUGGUGAUCAUGGGCAGGAAGACAUGGUUUUCCAUCCCAGAGAAGAACAGGCCUCUGAACAACAGGAUCAACAUCGUCCUCAGCAGGGAGUGCAAAGUGCCCCCUGCAGGAGCACACCACCUGGCAGCAGACUUCAACUCGGCACUGAGGCUGGUUGAGACGGAGCUGGCAGACCAGGCUGACCAGGUCUGGGUUAUAGGAGGCAGCUCUCUUUACAAGGAGUUGAUGGAGAGCCCGGGGACCAGGAGACUAUUCGUUACACGAAUCCUGAAGCAGUUUGAGUGCGACACGUUCCUCCCUGAAAUCUGUCCGGACAAAUAUCGCUUGCUGCCAGAGUUUCCAGGAGUGUCACAAGAGCUGCAGGAGGAGAAUGGUAUCCAAUACAGAUUUGAAGUCUAUGAGAGCACAGAGCAGUGAAGAGGAAUUCAAAAAGAAAAUUGUAAAUGUGCACCAGAACCAUGUAAAUGCUGGACUUAGUGAUUUUUUUAAAGUUAUUUGUACAGUUGAAUCAUUC
Molecule: messenger RNA, 825 nt
Organism: Morone saxatilis (striped sea-bass)
Lineage: Eukaryota; Metazoa; Chordata; Actinopteri; Moronidae
Gene: dhfr
Product: dihydrofolate reductase
Exons: 6
Coding region: 159-728 (189 amino acids)
Biological process (GO): glycine biosynthetic process; folic acid metabolic process; tetrahydrofolate biosynthetic process
Cellular component (GO): mitochondrion
Molecular function (GO): dihydrofolate reductase activity; NADP binding
Source: RefSeq, a predicted model, not a curated record